Molecule: messenger RNA, 951 nt
Organism: Gaeumannomyces tritici R3-111a-1
Lineage: Eukaryota; Fungi; Ascomycota; Sordariomycetes; Magnaporthales; Magnaporthaceae
Exons: 3
Coding region: 1-951 (316 amino acids)
Source: RefSeq, a predicted model, not a curated record
AUGGAUCUCACCGUGGAGUUUGGGCGCACGCCGCCGCCGCUGCUGCUGCUGCUGUUGCGCAGAGCCACCAGGCACCAAGCCCAAGGCGGUCAAGCUGAGUUCGAAGACGGCAUGGAUGAUACGACAUUCUCGGUCCCCCGUAUCAACGCCCUCUAUCCACGCCGGCAGAAGGCACAGAGGCUAGACAACGAGGGGGCCUGCAGAGCCUGCAGAGCCUGCGGAGCCUGCAUGGCAGAGGCGAAAGUGGAGGAGGUAAACAAGGGAUGGGGGCGCACACGACAGACUCUGCACAGGAUGCUGCAAGUGGUUGCGCCGCGCCGGAAAGACCGGGUUCGGGCACGUCUUGUGUGCUGCAGUUUUGCGUCGCCAGUGCCGGUCCACGAAUCCAGCGCGGGCUCCACCGUGACCACGCCUGCUGCCAGUCUCUGGUCCCAGUCGGGUCCCAGCUGGUGUCUGGUCCAGUUCCAGUGUCUGGUCCCGGUGGCCACCACGCACCAGCCAACCACCAGAGGCGGGCCCCACCCAGCCAAUCCGGUCGCAGCAACUCUCGCAGCAAGCAGUCACCGCCUCCACCCGAAAUCUCCAGUCUUUUUGCUCCUCCUGUCAAUCCCAGUCGCCGACAACGACUCGGGAAUCCAGUCCUGGCAUUUGGUCACGCACCACAGCCCCCGACAGACCCUGACGAUAAUUCUUACCAGCAUCCGCACCCGACAUGCGCCACCGUCCCGCGUCGCUGAGUGUGUGAGUCUGUUCCACUGUCCAGUCCGCGACAACCCACGAAGCCGGCAGACCCCAACGAAGCCGACGACGACGACGACGACGCUGUCCCUUACCCCGGCCGGACGACCCCCGCGACGACCCGACGACCCGACGACCACGGCAACCGUCACCCACCAGGCUGUUGCUCCAUCUACGAAACGGUACGGCUCGCCACAGCCCGCCACCGAAUAA